AUUGUUUUUUAUCCUUAAAAAAUGCAGAGAAUAAUGAUCCUAAUCCUUUUUUCAGAAUCGAGAAAGUGACUGACCACCUGGAAGCACUCAUUGAUCCAUUUGACCUGGAUGUUUUCACGCCACACCUCAACAGCAACCUCAAUCGCCUGGUGCAGCGAACUUCUGUUCUGUUUGGAUUGGUUACUGGUACGGAGAGUCAGUUCAGCCCCCGGAGCAGUACAUUCAACUCCCAAGAACCCCACAACAUACUGCCACUGGCAUCGAGUCAGAUCAGGUUUGGACUUCUCCCACUCAGCAUGACAAGCACUCGAAGGGUGAAAUCAACCAGCAGAAGCGUCGAAACAAAAGCCCAGGAUGCCAUCCGUUAAGCCUGCAGGAGUCCUUCUGGGUAUUUCUGAAUUGUGCUGUGACACGUGUUUGAGAGCUCAAACAGCUUGUCUUCUUACAGAAUUCAGUUGUAGUUUGCUUGUUAGACAAAACAUGAGCAGUGUAUCCUUUCCGUAUUCCCUGAUAUCAAACCCAUGAAGAUCCAUCCACGGUCCUCAUUAUCUUCUUUUAAAAUUUGGGAGAUAGUAGUAAAACAAAGAAAAAGCUCUUGCAAAAACCACUCACUCCCUAAGCAUGGGCCUGUGCUGUAACUUCCCCCAGAACACUGCGUUUCCACUUCAAGUGACUGGCCUUCCAAUCCUACCCAGAUCAGAGGAACAGAACAUGGAAAGGAGGUGCAUAUAUUUACCCUUUUCCUAGGACAGGCAUUUUCAAAUUCUAGUUCUGUCACGUAAUAAAAUCUUACGCUGUUCCCCAUGUCCUCUUCAAAUCAUGAGAAACAACAAAGUUAUCCGAGUAGAGCUUUCUGUGCUUCUAAGACCUGCUUGUGUGCCGUGUGGACUCCGAGUGGCAUGGUGUGGCGUGUGAGCAGGCAGGAGGGCUCGGGGAGACUCUAAGGCACUUUCCUCUACAUCCAAUGGCAGGUUGUCCCCCCGGCACUCUCCAGAGCAGGUGACCCGAUGCUUCCUGGCUCCUUGUUCAGACAGCUCGUCAGUGAGGAAGACGACACGUCUGCACCUUCAUUAUUCAAACUUGGCUGGCUCUCUAGUAUGACUAAGUAGCAUGGGAACAUACCCCUCUCUCUAAAUAAAUACUACCACAUUAUUUCUUCUAAA
Messenger RNA from Microcebus murinus (gray mouse lemur), 1163 nucleotides. Lineage: Eukaryota; Metazoa; Chordata; Mammalia; Primates; Cheirogaleidae. The record is from RefSeq and is a predicted model, not a curated record.